Messenger RNA from Vicia faba (fava bean), 387 nucleotides. NCBI's taxonomy places the organism in Eukaryota, Viridiplantae, Streptophyta, Magnoliopsida, Fabales, Fabaceae. The record is from the annotation of a GenBank genome assembly.
AUGCGGUGGAUGGAUGGCGGAGCUGACUAUGGCAUAGCAGGUCGGUGGUUGAGAUCGGUGGUGGACGACCAUUGGAGGAAGCUCCGGCGUGAUGGGUGCGAACGGAGCAGGUCGGCGAUACUGCAGGCGGUGUUCUUCCGAUGUUCUUCUUUUUUUUUCUCAGUGCCGUCUAGUCAGAGAAAAGGUUGCACAUGGAGGUUCUCCAUGACAGGGUCACGAUGCCUGAAUCUUGCGCGUUUGUGUUCGUUGACUACGUCUGAGGGAAAUCGCAAUUCUGAAUCUCUUCUACUUUGCUUCAGUUUUGCCUUUAUUCCUCUUAUUAGUAAAAUCCUGCUGAAACAAUUAGUUGACAAACAAAUGGUAAUGAUAAGUCAACAGAGAAAUUGA